Aedes aegypti (yellow fever mosquito) is the source of this 2652-nucleotide messenger RNA. RefSeq lists its product as uncharacterized. Bases 179 to 2602 code for a protein of 807 amino acids. Lineage: Eukaryota; Metazoa; Arthropoda; Insecta; Diptera; Culicidae. Gene Ontology annotation, molecular function: RNA polymerase II cis-regulatory region sequence-specific DNA binding; DNA-binding transcription factor activity, RNA polymerase II-specific; zinc ion binding. The transcript is spliced from 10 exons. The record is from RefSeq and is a predicted model, not a curated record. Gene Ontology annotation, cellular component: nucleus. Gene Ontology annotation, biological process: regulation of DNA-templated transcription.
CACACAAACAACCAUUAAAACCUCGAUAACAUGAGAAAGCUCAAAAAAUCAGUGGCGAACAAAACAGAAUCGGAUGUGCAUUUUCAGUGACUUAAGGAUCACUCUGUUUUCAUUGAAACGAUACAAUAAUAGUUCAAAAAUCAAACAUUUCAAAUAAUCGGACACAAAUUCCCAAACGAUGGUCAUUUCGUGUGCGGUGAAAACAUGUCGGAACCACAACAAAAACUGCGAUCUGAGCUUCUUCACCUUCCCGCAGUUGGGCCAAGCGAGAAGCACCAAGGAGCAAGAGAAGCUCAUCUCGAUGCGGCUGGCUAUGUGGCGGAAGGCCUCCGGAUACCAGAAACUCAUGAAUCGGAGUGCCCGGAUCUGCGCCAAACACUUCGUUAGUGGGAAACCGGCCAAGCUGGACGAACCGGGCAGUAUCGAUUGGGUGCCUUCGCUUCACCUGCCGGAACAGCCUUCGUCCAAGAUUCAGGGAGCGGAUGCGGAUGUUGUCGCCGCCGAGAAGAAGAAGGCCGACGAAAUUUUGAAACACAAAACGAUUUGCAGUAUCAAAAAUUGCACCAGCAACAAGGCACCCAGCUGGAAGACCAAAAUCUAUCCAUUUCCGAAACUGGAUACCUCAAAUUACGUGCGGCGCGUGUUGUCUGAAAAACGGCUCCUGAUAUGGUGCCAAAUGUUGGAUCAGUCCACCCAGUGGGACAAAGUGGAGCUUUGCAAAUUGCAGCUAUGUAGUUUACAUUUUGCCUCUGGAACUAUGGCGGAAUUGACCGAUGUAGAAAACGUGGAUUGGAUUCCAACGGUGAACAUGGUGAAGAAAAUUCAAUUCCAUGAUCACGUCUCCUUUUUUGAUCUGUACAAUUUGAUAUCGUUGGUGAAAGACACGGCCACAACGGGAAAUUGCGUGACAAUCGACACAUACAGCGCACCUCAGCGAUAUACAAAUGCUGCGAGCACUAUCGAUUUGGCAGAACCAACUGUACCGGAGCCGCCAAAACUCCCGGGACCGAAGAUUUCCGUUGGCCUGAAAUGUAUUCUUUGUCUUGCGUCCACGGCGCUGAAACCGUUGAACAAGGAAAGCCGGAAAGACAUUGACCUACUCUUCAAAAACAAACUACAAGUUGAAAGCGAGUUGAUCUGUGCUAUGUGUAGUAGAUCCGUUUAUGAAUUCUCCACAUUCUACGAAAAAGUCCUUGCAAGUCAAGAAAAGGCCACACGAGGAAAAGUGAGAACUAUCAUAAGAAUGGAUCAAGGAAAAUCGCAGAAGCGAGCAGCCCCAGGCGAAAUAUCCUCAGAACCAGCCGAGAAGAAAAUCCGAUCGGCUAAGGAGAAAGGAGUAAAGUUGUUCAAUGUACUCGUGUCGAACGAAUUCCAGUGUAAAUUGUGUUUCGUUACGCUAGCCACCAAGAAAGGGCUCAAUGACCACCUGUACCUUGCACAUAAGGUAAAGAUCAAUUGCAAGCUUUGUAAAGAAAGUUAUUCUCCCGAAGGAUAUACCAGCCACAAAGCUGACUGUUUAGCACGAAUCAAAGCGAAGCGACAAGCCCAAAAAGCAGCCUCAGCAGCUGUCGCUAGUACCAGCAUAGUCAAACCGACAGUGGUGACCGCAGUAGUUAUUCCACCGGAUACUAGUGAAAAGCAUUCCUGCUAUAUCUGCAAAGAAUUUUACACGCCUAGUGAAAUGAUUGCCCAUGUAAAAUCGCACGGUAUUGAUACGGUGCCUAAGCAGGACGCGAUGAAGGACUACGAAGCGUGUAAGCAGUGUAACAAGGCAGUCCGAAAACAGAACAUGAGUCGGCACAUGGAAGCACACGAAAGCCAUCGCAAUCAAAUGAGGAAGCUCAUCAAGGAGCAGGAGGAAAAGCAACGCUUCCAGUGCUCCAUUUGCUUGUUGGAAUUUAGAACAAUGGCCCUAAUGGAGAAACACAAAGAAAAGCAUAAACUUGUCACCAUGGAGGACAAGAUCGAGUGCCCGGACUGCAAUAAAGUUAUGACGGCUAAAUACUUCAAAUAUCACGUGAUGAUGGUACACAACAACGAGCAAAUCCCUUGCGAUAAAUGCGGCAAACUUUUCAGCAGAUUCGGUCUCAAAGCCCAUCGUGCGACAACCUGUAGCGAUGACGGGAUGGUUGCUUGUGAGCAUUGUGGUAAAACAAUGAGAGCACAUUUACUGAAGGGUCACAUUUCCAAAGUACAUUCAACAAAGACUGCGAAAUGUCGAUUUUGUCCAAAGGAGUACACUAGCAGAGAGUACGCUACGAGUCACGAAAGGUGGUCCCACCGGAAGGAAUGGGAGGAAAAGAAACGCGAAGGUGUUAAGCGCUUGGAUCUAGAUCGGGAACAGCUGGAGGAAGUUCUUGGCAUUAAAGCUAAUUCCAACGAGGAAGAGGACAGCGCUACCUGUCCAGUCUGUUUGAAUAUCCAUGGCACAAAAUCGUACAUCGAGGCACAUGUGCGAAAAUCUCAUUUUUCCGAGUACAUGUCCAUGGUGAUGGGAGGCGUCAUCGUGAGCAGUGGCGACAACGCUGCAGAGGAUUUCGAUGCUGCGCAGUACAUUAGUGAAGUACUGGGGUCGAGUAAUACGGAGACGGACGCAAUGUAAGGUAGGAUUCGUUGAUUUUAUAAGAGGAAUAUAAACUAGAUGUACAUGUA